UCUCAGACACACACACACACACAGAGCAACUCUCCACAGGAAAAGCUGGAGACAGAAUGCAGAGCAGCACCUCACAGCAGCCUCGGCAUGCAGUGGCAGCCCAAAAGGGAUCCUCCUCUACUUUGAUAGUUGCUUAAUUACUCAUGUGAUGCCACACAGAUGUCUGGGGGGGGCUCCAGCCGAAAGUUCGCCCCACUCGUUCGCUGACUGACUGACUGAGUGACAGGAUCCAAGGGAAGGCAGACAUUUAAGGAGCGCCCUGCCGUGUCUAUAAUUGGACUCCUAUCAGCUUAUCUGCAGAUCGGAGAGUGGAAUGUGUUCAGCAAUGGUCUCUACGACACUACACGUGUUGUUGCUAAUGGCCGUCAUGGCCGCUGGUGGAAUGGCUCAGAUAAACAGCACAGAGGAGCUUCCCGGCUCUUCCCAGGCCUUCUCCACCACUGUUCAGCCCAUGAAGACCCACAGCGGGCCAGAGAAUCUCCCAGGCCCAAGGCCUACUUUCAGAGAAGCUACAACAGGCAACAGCACCAUGAGUCUGAAAGACAAGAAACGCCCCCCACCCUGUGUGGUUUCAACCUCCGUUAAGGCCGCUUUCAAGGUCAUCAACACUAUCAUUUCCUGUGCAGUGUUCGUGGUGGGCAUGGUAGGCAAUGCCACCGUGCUAAGGAUUAUCUACCAGCACAAGUGCAUGAGGAAUGGGCCUAAUGCCCUCAUCGCCAGCCUGGCCCUAGGUGACCUCAUCUACAUCGCCAUAGAUAUUCCCAUAAACGUCUACAAGCUCCUGAUGAGUGAAUUCCCUUUGGCUCACACCUCAUUUGGUCAGUUCCUGUGUAAGCUGGUGCCCUUCCUCCAGAAAGCAUCUGUAGGCAUCACAGUGCUCAACCUGUGUGCUCUCAGUGUGGACAGGUACAGGGCUGUAGCUUCAUGGAGCCGUGUGCAGGGAGUGGGGAUCCCCUUACUGACUGCUGUGGAAAUCGUGGUCAUCUGGGUGCUGUCCAUCAUCCUGGCUGUGCCGGAGGCCAUAGUGUUCAACACGACAUCCUUCAACUACAGCAACACGCAAAUUUACACCUGCAUGCUUGUACCCACAUCCACCUUCAUGCGUCACUACAUUCAGUGGAAGGACUGGUGGCUCUUUGGCUUUUAUUUCUGCGUGCCACUGGCCUGCACGGCCUUUUUCUACACCCUCAUGGCUUUCGAGAUGCUUAACCACCGGAAAGGAAGCCUCCGAAUCGCUCUAAGUGACCACCUCAAACAGAGACGAGAGGUGGCCAAGGCCGUUUUCUGUCUGGUGCUGAUCUUCGCUCUCUGCUGGUUCCCCCUGCACCUCAGCAGACUCCUGAAGAAGCUGAUGUACGAUGAAAGAGACAAAAACCGUUGUGAACUAUUGAACUUCCUGUUGAUCAUGAAUCAUUUUGGCAUGAACCUGGCCACUGUCAACUCCUGCAUCAACCCCAUCAUCCUCUACUUCAUCAGCAAGAAGUUCAAGAAUUGCUUCAACUCUUGCCUGUGUUGCUGGCGCCGCUCCAAGAGCCAAGGCACCAGCUUAAGCCCAAUGAACGGCACGAGCAUCCAGUGCAAAAACCAAGAGCCCAACAACCACACUGAUCGCAGCUUGCGCAAAGACAGCGACUGAUCCGCGCAGCAUGGCGCCGCCUGUGGCCUGGAGGACCCGCUGUGAUUCGUCUGUACCGAGCUUUGUUGACAGGAUGAAAGCCACCGCCUAGUCCAGCUGCAGACCUUGACAUGUGAAGCCUUAAAGACAAAAGUGCAGAGGAAACUAGUGCUUUUCUGUGCCGGGCACAGUAUGAAAAGAAGCUGCUUUUAUAUUUAUAUAUAUCUAUAUAUAUAACCAACCACAGACUAGACAAUGGGACUGAUGUAUUUAAGGUCAUGUUCCCAGAAGCUUCUGGAGUGAUGUUUUGCCGUGAGAGAGAAGGCAGAGGGUGGAGGAGAGGGGGCAGGAUGCAGCUGAACGUCAGCUAUAAAUGAACUCCAAUCAGGGGCUUAGCAUGUUUGGCCUAUGAACACACAAACACUAGGACCUGCACACACACAAACACAUGUGUGGGCUGUGCACACUUUCUCAAGGGGCAGGAAACUGAAGGAAGGAAGAGUUGAGUGGUGUGUAUGACGUUCUCUGCAUGUGAAUUUGGACUAAGCAAAAGAGGCCACCAUCACAUAUUUUCCUGAUGCUGCUCAGGACUGAAACUCCCAAUUGGUCUCUAAAUAUGGACCUAGAACAUCUGAUGGACUUUAUAUCGUGCCUGGGAAGCUUGAUCUCACUUAUUUAAAGCCACCCUGAUUGCAUCAGACUGUUGAAACAGUUGGUAAGAUGGACGUCGCUUUUGUUUAUUGAGGUGGACUGGAUUCAAAGGGCUAAGUCUUGUUAUUUACAGUGCUUUGAAAAAUGUAUUUGCUUGCUCAGUGAUUUUCUUCAUUUUAUCAUGCUGUUUCUUCUCAGAUCCUUAAUGGAUCCAGAGACUAUCUGAAUUAGAACAAGAUGCAGUGUUCAGUUUCUGGAUAACAAAAAAGAAUCAUCCAUCUGUCUGUGUGCAGAACACUGCUGCAGAACUAGGCAAACAUCCAGGUGCUCUUUCUCAAAGCUAAGAUAAGCUAUUUCUGUGAAAUUUAGUCAUAAUCAGUUCUCACCCAGCUAGGUCCUGCUUCCCCAACACAAUGCUACCAAGCGGUAAGGGUUAAGGCCAGCAUUUGAGUUCGCUGAAAAAUGGUAAGCACCACCACAUCUUUUCAAACUGCUGCAAACGCAGCAUCAUUGGACAGCAUGCUUGCAGGACAACUAUAAUUCUUUUAUGUCAGCUAACUGACGCCAACAUUGGCUGACAUCGAGCUGACCAGAGAGGGAGGGCAAUCCUACCCAAACAGAGAAAGUGAGGCCAGUCAUGCUUUCUUGGCAUUGCUUGGAAACGACUCACAAUCUCCUGAUGACAGGAUGAACGUUUAGACUAGUGGUCACCAACCCUGGUCCUCGAGGACUACCUUCCUGUAGAAUCUGGUUCCAACCUCAAUCUGCCACACCUGCUCCAGCUAAUUUACUUAUUCUGAAGUUCUUGAUUGGCUGAAUCAGACGCAUUAGUGCUGGGUAAGCAUGUUAGCUGGAGGUUGGGACUAAAAUCUGCAGGAAAGUUGAUCUCUAAGAGAAGAGCUGAGGACCACUUGUUUUGAUGGUUGCACCUCUCGAGAGCCUGAAGUUAACUGGCUUUUAAAUGCCAGAAUUGGUAUUUUUUGCUCCUUGGGGUCCCCUACAGUUGUAUUUCACUUUUACACCACUGUUGUAAAUACAAAUUGUGCUUUGAGCCCCCAUCAUGGACAGCUGUACACAUGCCUUUGUUGACAAGCCGAAGGUCACAGAAUCUGACUCCCCUUAGGUUAGAGCCUACAUUGCAAUCUGUAAUAUAUAACAUCGGCAGGGAUGUACACUCUGCUGUUGGAUUUUUGUUGUUUUCCCAUUAGCUGUUAGACUAUCUAGCAUCCUUAUAUCUCUCGCCAACAAGUAAAAGACAGUCCGAGAUUUAGUUUUGUCCAGUCUCUUGAUUGGUCACUCUCUCUUUUUGUCUUCUUCGCUUCCUCCAACAUCUUCUUCAGGCUCUUCAAUGUGUGGUGUGGUGCCAUAAAGCGUUACGCAUGUAUCGUUAGAAGUUUCGUGCCAGCUCCUCCAAAGCUUCAUAGCAGUAUAGCAAGCAUUCUGGAGUGGAAAUGACAGAGACAUCAUUCUCCCAUUUAUAAGUCAGUGCACCAUCAAAAUGAUUUUGAAGUUGUUAUUUUAAGGUAAAAUUGUUUCACAACAUUGCAGCUGAUUUUUAUCCAGCAUCUUUAAAUGGUUCAUGAAGUUAUACCCUUUACUAAGGUGUGGUUUGCAGGUCCCUGGAUGUUGUAUUUUGUAAUUUUUGUCCCUCAGGUACCUUUUGUACCAAUCAAUCAAACCUAGUAACUGAACGAUGUUUCCCAGUAACUGAACCUUUUCAUCCCUGUAACUGGAAUUUAUUUGAAAUUACAAUCACUUUUUCUUUUUACCAUUUCACAUGUUUGGACACUGCAGUAUUGUGUUCUGUAUAAACGUGCUUGACCCAUGCCCAAAUAAUAUGUUUCUAUACUGCGUCAUAUAUUCCAGAAACAUUUAAAACUUCACACAUAACCAAAACGAAAAGGUGCUUUGUUGAACCUUGAUUGGUCCUUGAAGGAAUGCAGGCCACAGCUAAUGCUUUCUGUCCCACAGCUGGGCUUGCUGACCAUCAGCUCCGGUUAGUAAUACAGAGGCUAAUGACUUCUGACCCUGUUCGAAUUUUAGACUUAGCUCUAGGAGGCUGUCCAAUUGCAACAAACCCUUGGUAAUAACGUUGAAAAAAACAAGAGAGAGGGAACAUUUCUAAGUUCAGCGUGAGGGCUUGGGAAAAAGGGGGCCUCUCUGUCGAACCAAAAAACAACCAUGCGGUUUAAAUAUCUUCCUUUACUCGCAACACUGUGAAUCCUUAUUCCUAAAUAUUACUCGUUUUGUAUACAUUAGACUACCUUAGUAUGAACAUUUGUAACCUUUCUAUUGUGUUUAUUUAUGUUGGAUCAUAUUACAUCACUUGUUAUGGAAUUUAGCAGCAGUUACAGAUGUACCAGCCUAAAGACCUUUUCCAGUAAUACGGUGUCGAAUCAUUUCUGUUUCUUCAUAUGAGCUUCAGAGACAGCUGGGAUUUGUUUAAAUCUCAUUCAGAAGGUUUCAAUUCAUAAAAUGAGAGAGAAGAAAUGUUGUGAGAAUAUAGUGGUUUGUACAAUCUGAAGUUUUCAGAAAGUGACUCAGACUGCAGACUGUAAUUUUAGAUCAAUGCAACACUUUUCUUAUGUGUUUUUUUAGUAUGCAAACAGUGUUGAAUUUAAAGGAGUAGUCCAGCAUUUUUCCUAGUCUACAUCUGUACUGCAUCAUCAGUUACCUUUUGACUAAUCUCCCUGUGCUUAGAAAAGAAGAGAAAAGUAUGCAAUGCCAUGCAAAAUGUGCAGCACUGUCAAUAAGCCCUAUUCAUAAAGUCACCAUGGCAGUGAUUAGCUGGUGUCAUUUCAACGCUGGAGUAUUUUUACUGGUGUUCUAGGCCAGUUGUGACCGACAUGUAAAUGAAGUCAUACACAUUAAAGACCCACACCAUGUAAAACUCUGAUUGGCUGCCAAAUUGGAUACAAUAAAAGAAAUCAAAAAAAGAAAAUUCUCAUAAACACAGCUGCAAACUGUUCUUUACUAAAUAUGGAGAAACACGAUGAGAUGAUUGUUUAUGUUAAUGAGUCAUAUGCUAAAGAUUUGACAGAUGAGGUUGGAAAACACUGAAGUAUUCCUUUAAAGUUACCAGGAGUUGUAAUGGGCAACAUUUUAUAUCUCAGCUCCUCUUCUAAAUGUACCUGCUGUGGUUCAGAUUACUAGCAGUGGUGUUUGAUGCAUCAAACUAAUCUCAAGAUAAGCUGCUGCUCUGACAUAAACAUAACAGAUGCCACUAUUGAUCCAUCCAUUCAAAAAACGUCUGGUUGUCUCUCAGUGUAAGGAACCCUGAGACCCGUGAGAGAGCAGGCUCAGUUUCCGCUGGGAAGAAGCCCCAGUCUGGGACUGAUCUGAGCCACAUUUUGACCUGUUUGGCAGUAGAAUGGUCAGCGUCAUCUGUGUCCAGUUUAACGACAUGUGCUGCAUUCGUGGAAGGGUCUCAAAACAUGUCUGUAAAGUGUGUUCAGCAAAUGGUUGUUACAACAUAAUUGUCUUUUAUUGGUCUGGCAUCACUAUGUCCUGACAAAUGUGCUUUUAAUUUGUUUGAGAAUGUUUAUGUAUGUAAUUAAAGUCCUUUUCCAGUAAAGCUUAUAUAAUAUAAAAGCAUUUGUAUUGCUCCAA
Messenger RNA from Colossoma macropomum (tambaqui), 5875 nucleotides. RefSeq names its product endothelin receptor type Aa (gene ednraa). Gene Ontology annotation, cellular component: membrane. Gene Ontology annotation, molecular function: endothelin receptor activity. NCBI's taxonomy places the organism in Eukaryota, Metazoa, Chordata, Actinopteri, Characiformes, Serrasalmidae. The record is from RefSeq and is a predicted model, not a curated record. Bases 314 to 1636 code for a protein of 440 amino acids. Gene Ontology annotation, biological process: G protein-coupled receptor signaling pathway; regulation of blood pressure; vasoconstriction. The transcript has 8 exons.